UAGAGUGAAGGAGAGAGACGGAGGAUUGUUUCUUUCCCUGGAUGCCAGAAGCACCAGCAACAGCACCAGCACCAGCAACAGUAGCAGCAGCAGCAGCAGCAACUCGGAUCCGGACGAGAGUGCCGCCGCGUCUCGGAGGAGUCCUGUUCCUCGGGACACAGGCGUCUGGCGCGGUGAGAUGUGAAGAGGCUUGAAGUAUGGCAUGCAGAGAUGGUUACUGCCAAGAAGAAGGAGACGGUGACAGCGAUGUGCCCCGCUUUUAUUCGGACCCUCUUCUACUUUUUCUGUUUGGCGACUUGUGUAAAGAAAAUCUCUGGACAGACAAAGAAGGAUGAAAGGAUCCAUCCGGAGAAUUUUACUCGAAUUUUAGACCGACUUCUGGACGGCUAUGACAACAGGCUGCGACCAGGAUUCGGGGGUCCUGUGACUGAAGUCAAGACUGACAUUUAUGUGACAAGUUUUGGGCCUGUCUCAGAUGUUGAAAUGGAGUACACAAUGGACGUGUUCUUUCGCCAGACGUGGGUGGACCGGAGGUUGAGGUACGAGGGCCCGAUAGAGAUUUUGAGGCUGAACAACCUGAUGGUAAAUAAUGUGUGGACACCAGACACCUUCUUCAGGAAUGGCAAGAAGUCAGUCGCUCACAACAUGACGGCCCCCAACAAGCUUUUCCGCAUCAUGAAGAACGGCACCAUUUUGUACACCAUGAGGUUGACUAUUAGUGCUGAGUGUCCCAUGAAGCUUGUGGACUUCCCAAUGGAUGGACAUGCGUGCCCACUCAAGUUUGGAAGCUAUGCCUAUCCUAUAACAGAGAUGAUCUAUACUUGGACCAAAGGGCCUGAGCAUUCAGUGGAGGUCCCUCCCGAGUCCUCCAGCCUCGUUCAGUAUGAUCUCAUCGGCCAGACGGUCUCCAGUGAAACCAUUAAAUCCAUCACAGGUGAAUAUGUGGUGAUGACGGUCUACUUCCACUUGAAACGUAAAAUGGGCUACUUCAUGAUUCAGACGUAUAUCCCCUGCAUAAUGACAGUAAUCCUCUCCCAAGUGUCCUUCUGGAUAAAUAAAGAAUCGGUCCCAGCACGCACAGUCUUCGGCAUCACCACUGUCCUGACCAUGACGACACUCAGUAUCAGCGCUCGCCACUCCCUUCCCAAGGUCUCCUACGCCACGGCGAUGGACUGGUUCAUCGCUGUCUGCUUCGCCUUCGUCUUCUCUGCCCUCAUCGAGUUCGCUGCUGUGAACUACUUCACCAACGCGCAGAUGGAGCGGGCCAAAAAGAAGCCGGCCAAAUGUCCUCCGGUGCCCCAAACCACGCCUGUCAAGGUGAAGGACACAGAGGAAGUGCUGCAGCAGAAUCCUGAUAGCAACGGUAACCUGAGAAAGCGGAUGAAUUAUAUUUCCCAACAAGAGGCCAUCAGUCACCGGAGAGCCCAGUCCACCACCAACAUUUCGGGAGUGGGGAGAGCGAGAGCGCUUCGUCCUUUAGCCAGCGGCGUCAACGGCAGCUCCUCCACCCUGUCCCGCUCCAGCCCCAAAUCUGAGAGCCUGCUGAGCGUGGCCUCCUCCUCUGCCCAGCUGGUGAAGACUGCGCCCCAGGCUGCAGCUUCCACACCAGACGUGAUGGCGGCGACGCCGUGCAAGCAGAACGCCAGCUCCUCGUCUCUGCAGCAUCUGCUGGGGCCCAAGCUGGAGCGCAUCCAGAUGAUGGGGAUCAAACCGGAGCUAAAGCAGACACCUUGCUCCCAGCCCACCACUGCUGGCAUGGGUGGAACCAGCAAAAUUGACAAGUACGCGCGGAUCCUGUUCCCAGUGUCCUUCGGGGCUUUUAAUAUGGUCUACUGGGUGGUUUACUUAACGAAGGACACGGUGGUGGCUAAAGGUGGCUAGGCUUUGCUCUGGCAGAGAAGAGUGAAGUCAUUUCUUUCAACAGAUGGGGAAACGAAUAAGGAUUAUGGGACUUUGGGAACAAUAAGAGGAAACUAUUGUUCUCGCCAAACAGAUAAAGAAAAUGUGCUCGCCGAGCACUUCCGUAUCUCGGAGAACACAGUUGUUUUUUUUUUCUUCCUCAACAGCAAGCAUGGGAACAAAUCAACCAAAUUAGAAAUAUCUGACUCAACAUAAGAAGGAACACCUGCACACUGGAAUAUGCUACGGUCCUCUUUGUAAUGGCUAUGUCUGACUGUAAAAGUCUGCAUUGGCUUCAACUGCCUCAUGAUCCCUUUUGGCCUUCUGUCAAGAUAAAGCAUGGGAUUUUUUCAUUUUCCUAUUUUUGUAUCCCUGCACCUGGCAAGAUUUUUCGGAUCUGUGUACCUACGUCCCGAAAUGAACUGCACCAACGCUAUGUAAAUAUAUGAAUUUAUUAGGAUAACAGAUUUAUAUAUUUAAUGAUUACAGUGUACUUCCAUUUGAAUAUUAGGACUUGUUGCUUUGGUGCCAGCGGGCUAGAUGAGGCAAAGUCAAAUUAUAUGAGAGAAUAAAGGGGCUCCGUUGUUGUUUUUCUUGAAUUUCAAAUUUGACUGAAAAUGACUGAAUACAGGCCAGAUGAUGGACAAACUAAAAUGAGAUAGUCCUCAAACCAGGCUGAGAGGAGCUUUGGCCAGGACCGAUCAGCCUGGAAAAGCCCUUAAGCAACUUUCUUACACGAGAUGGAUUAACUAAUCUGAAAACAUUGAAAUACCGAGGAUGAAAUUUGGGGAUCAGUCGGGUAGAAAAUAAUAAACACAAGUUAUUAAUUCAUGUAACAGUAGGAUUUAAGCGUAUCUUCCUGCCACAAUGGGUUGCCCAAUAGUAGACAAAGAUUGUUCAAGUGAUUAAAAUACAGUCAUAGCACGAAGCUAAAUCGAGGAAGCUGUUCGUCAGCAGAUCACUGCAGCAAUAAAAUAGGGAGUUGGUUGCUUGUUUAGGGACACGUUGGCAUGUACAAUAAAGGGAUGUGACUGUGUGAGUGUUCAACAGCUGCUCAGGAGCUGACUGCUGUCAUCCUUCCUUUAGGUGGUUCUAUACCCUUUCAGUUUUAACACAUAUUACAUUAUUUUCACUGCAUUUCAUGGUGUUAAUCAUGGUAACAUUCUCAUGGGUGACUGGAUAAGGUCUACGGAGCAGAGCCCCAAGUAGUGUUGUUUCAUAAAGCUGCAGGGGAGCCCCGAUCACACCCCAUUUUUAAGGUUAAGCAAAAGAAAAAGGCUGGCUUUUUGUUAAAGGCCUAAAGUAGGACAGCCUGUUGAGUUUUGUUUUUCAAUCAUUCAUUCGGCUACUGUUAAUUGUUACAGCUCGAAUUAGGGUAAUGGGAUGAUAACUGUAGCUACACUACAUUACCAAGAAAAAAACAACCCUAAUAGACCUCUGAGUGCAGCACUG
Sander lucioperca (pikeperch) is the source of this 3351-nucleotide messenger RNA. It is a transcript of the gene gabra4, whose product is annotated as gamma-aminobutyric acid type A receptor subunit alpha4. Gene Ontology annotation, biological process: gamma-aminobutyric acid signaling pathway; regulation of postsynaptic membrane potential; monoatomic ion transmembrane transport. Gene Ontology annotation, cellular component: GABA-A receptor complex; postsynapse; dendrite membrane. NCBI's taxonomy places the organism in Eukaryota, Metazoa, Chordata, Actinopteri, Perciformes, Percidae. The record is from RefSeq and is a predicted model, not a curated record. The transcript has 10 exons. Bases 211 to 1881 code for a protein of 556 amino acids. Gene Ontology annotation, molecular function: GABA-A receptor activity; transmitter-gated monoatomic ion channel activity involved in regulation of postsynaptic membrane potential; benzodiazepine receptor activity.